Messenger RNA from Symbiodinium necroappetens, 195 nucleotides. The record is from the annotation of a GenBank genome assembly. NCBI's taxonomy places the organism in Eukaryota, Dinophyceae, Suessiales, Symbiodiniaceae.
GAAAGACAGCCAAGCUGACUGGGUCGGAGAAGCGAAAGAUCGCGCCAGCAGCAUUCUUGGUAAUAUGAAGGAGAAGUUCGAGAAGCUCUUCCGAGAGGACGGACAAACCAAGGAUGUGGGGGAUGGCUGCUUGGGCGGUGGCGGCUCUUUCUGCAAUGAUAUUGGCUUCUACAACUCUCCGGAUGGCUUUUUCGU